Messenger RNA from Etheostoma spectabile (orangethroat darter), 3872 nucleotides. RefSeq names its product phospholipase C, delta 3a (gene plcd3a). Gene Ontology annotation, molecular function: phosphatidylinositol-4,5-bisphosphate phospholipase C activity; calcium ion binding. Gene Ontology annotation, biological process: lipid metabolic process; intracellular signal transduction. The transcript has 15 exons. NCBI's taxonomy places the organism in Eukaryota, Metazoa, Chordata, Actinopteri, Perciformes, Percidae. The record is from RefSeq and is a predicted model, not a curated record. Gene Ontology annotation, cellular component: plasma membrane. Bases 329 to 2701 code for a protein of 790 amino acids.
UCCUUGAGUAAAUGUAGUCCUGUGCAGGGAAUUGAACCUCCUCUGGUUCGUGUAAUUCGGUCCGUCGGUGUUUGUUGGGACAGGAGGAGGAGGAGGAGGUAGUGCGUUAGGUGUGCGCCACGUUUGGAAUCCUAUUACGCACAGGCAUGGGGAGUUUAGCGCCGGGGAGGGGGGUGUCACACAUGUGUCUCUCUCCGCUCGGAGGCCUCUCAGAGACAGCACAAAUCUGCGCUUGCGGGAAGACACCUGCCUCCCUCUUGAACGUUUUUCGUAGAGCGAGCCGCAAGUAAGGUUGUGGCCUGCAGCCAUUUUCGCUGGAGUUGUAAUAAUGUUAGGCAGCGGGAAGGCAGCGGCCAGCAGCCCCAGAGAGCAGCGCAGGAAAGGGGCCGAGAAGACGAUGGACCCCAUCAGAAAGCUCGGUCUACUGGACAAUGAGGACGUACGUGUGAUGUUGCAGGGCUGCAGCAUGGUGAAAGUUCGCUCUUCAAGGUGGCAGAAGAGCCGAAACCUGCGGCUGCUAGAUGACGGACUAACCGUGUGGUGUGAAUCCACCAAGAGCUCCCGCAAAGCCAAAGCCCAGCAGUAUUUCGCAGUGACAGAAGUGGAGUGUGUGCGUGAAGGCUGCCAGUCCGAGGCGCUGCGGCAGCUGUCCGGGUCGGUGCCGGAGAACCAGUGCUUCACAGUGGUCUUCAGAGGUGCCAGGAAAAGCUUGGACCUGCUGUGCCCCUGUGAGAAAGAAGCUCGGCACUGGGUGCGAGGGCUACGCACUUUAAAGGAGCAUGUGGCCAACAUGAGUCAGAAACAAAAACUUGACCAUUGGAUCCGACGCUACCUGAAGCGAGCGGAUCAGAACCAGGACGGCAAGAUGAGCUACGAUGAGGUCAAACGUUUGCUCCAGAUGAUCAACAUUGACCUGAGUGAGCAGUAUGCCCGCUCUUUAUUCAAGAGGUGUGAUCGAUCCGGUGAUGGUCGUCUGGAUCAUAUAGAGAUUGAGGAGUUUUGCAGAGAGCUAAUGCGACGGCCCGAGCUGGACGCUGUGUUCAGACACUAUUCGAGUAAUGGGUGUGUGCUCGCCACUGCUGAGCUACGCGACUUCCUGGGAGACCAAGGAGAAGACGCCUCGUUGAAUCAUGCUCAGAGCCUCAUACUCACCUAUGAGCUCAAUGACUGGGCUCAAAAGAACCAGUUCAUGACUCAGAAUGGUUUCACUAUGUACAUGCUGUCUCUGGAGAAUGAUGUGGUUAACCCUGACCAUGCCAGAGUCUACCAGGACAUGAACUGCCCUUUGGCCCACUACUUCAUCUCCUCGUCACACAACACUUACCUAACCAAGGACCAAGUCACCAGCGCCAGCAGCACUGAGCCAUACAUAAGGGCUCUGAAUCAGGGCUGUCGCUGUGUGGAGCUUGACUGCUGGGAUGGUGAUAAAGGUGAACCUGUCAUCUACCAUGGCCACACUCUCACCUCCAAAGUGCCAUUUAAAGAGGUCAUUGAAACCAUCGCCCAGUACGCCUUCAAGGUGUCCCCAUAUCCUCUAAUCCUGUCCUUGGAGAACCACUGUUCUGUGGAGCAGCAAGCUGUCAUGGCCAAACACCUCCGCACCAUCCUAGGCAGCAAACUACUCACCAAGCCCCUCAGUGCCCAGCCACCAAAGGACUUGCCUUCUCCUGAAGAGCUGAAGGGGCGUAUCCUGGUAAAAGGGAAGAAGCUGAUUCCUCACUUGGGCCAGCUGGGAAAGGCUGGCAGCUGUGCCAGCUUCUCUUCAAGCUCUGAAGAAGAACCAGCAAGCAGCAAUAAGAACACCCCCAAGAAGGAUCCUGCAAAGGUAUGUUCUAAACUGAGCCCAGAGCUAUCAGAGCUGGUGGUGUACUGCAGAAGUGUCCCAUUUCGUGGGUUUGAAAAUGCAUCCGAAAAACCCCCAACUGAAAUGUCCUCCUUCUCUGAAAAUGAGGCUCUCAAGCUCAUCAAAGACUCGGGAAAGCUUUUUGUGAGACACAACAGCAGGCAGCUGAGCCGGAUUUACCCGUCUGGCCAGCGCCUCCAAUCAUCCAACUAUGAUCCUCAGGAAAUGUGGAACGGUGGCUGCCAGAUGGUGGCUUUGAACUUCCAAACACCCGGGGAGCAAAUGGACCUGAACCAGGGUCGCUUCCUCCACAAUGGUCGCUGUGGAUACGUUCUCAAACCGGGCUUCCUGUGCAGCCCCACUUCCGACUUUGACCCAGAGAAUACGGGAGGAGGCCCCGGACAUAUCCCCACCCAGCUGACAAUACGAAUAAUAUCUGCACAGCAGCUGCCAAAAAUCAACACAGAAAAGGCUAGCUCCAUAGUGGACCCACAAGUGUGGGUGGAAAUUCAUGGGGUGGCUAUUGAUAAAGCAAGAGACAAAACACAGCGCAUUGACAACAAUGGUUUUAACCCACGAUGGGACUGCACUCUGAGCUUCCAGCUACAGGUCCCUGAAUUGGCCCUGGUGCGGUUUGUAGUGGAGGACCAUGAUCACACUGCCAAAAAUGACUUUGUGGGGCAGUUCACUUUACCUUUCAUGAGCCUACGGACAGGUUAUCGACAUGUUCAUUUAUUGAAGGCAGAUGGUUCCAGUCUGUCCCCCAGCACACUCUUCAUCCAUGUCAAAGUGACCCUCAAAGGAGUUCCCAUUAAAACUGUGUCCGAGCGUAUAGCCAUUGCCAAACGCAAGGCAUGAUGUGCAUCUGAACUAGAUGGAAAGCUGCAUUUUCUGACAACAAAAGGCUUUGGAAAAGGAGCUCUGAAUGUGAGCAGAGAGAGACUGCUGCUGUUGCUGCCAGCCGGUCUCAGAGUCCAGACCUCAAGUGGUCCAAUUUACACUUCCCAAUGCAGAAGGAAAGAUGUCGUUUAUCAGAGAUGAAGAAGCAUGCUGGCUCUUAGCAAAUGAAUUGCCUCAGGCUGGAUAAUCAAUCCAUGAUACUCUGUGAGAGUAUCUGGUCUUGUCAGUGCUGAGUGCUCUAGGAGUAGGACACUGAGGAUUGGGGUUCAUGAAAUACCCCAAUAUGGGACUCGUUACAAAAUGAAUUUAAAUGUUAACUCUCAUGUGUAGGUGGAUACUCCAUAAUUUUUUAGACUGAGUGAAGAUGUGUUAACUCUCCUUUUGUAUUUUUUGUUUUAGAAUUAUUUUAAUUUUUUUGUUACACUUAUUUGGCUUAACCUUAAAGAAUGAGGAUAGUUUAACAAGAAACAGCACUUACUUAUCUUAUAAGUGCUGUAAGUGGAAAUCCAAGCAUGUCAUUAAAAAGAUAAAUAUAUUGUUUUAUGAAUUGUUUCAACUCUAACUGUGAUGUAAUACAGAUGAUUGACGAUGACAAUGAUUGUCAUUGGUUAUUUGAACAAAUUAUGAAAUUGCUAAUUCCAUUUUACUUGAUACUUCAGAUACUUGGCACUUUUAAUUGUAUGAUGAUAUAUUUCCACAACUUACGAAUGACAUUGAAACAUAAACAGUAAUAACUUGAACUUAACUUUCUUAAAAAUGUCAGUUGUUUUAAAAAUGUCAUAAUUAUUUAUGUUGAAAAUUCUUAUCCUUAGGUUCAGAGCUGGGAAAUUGUGGUUGAACACUAAUUACAACAUUCUAACACAACCACCAAUUACUUUUGGCUACAGUGAAUAAUUUAAUACUCUCAUAAAGAGCUUCCCUGAUAAUACAAUGAUGCAGUAAUGAAAGAUGCUGCAUUUGGAUUACUGUAAUUACAGUUUAGAAGAUCAGGUUGAGUUUCAACAGCGUGAGACAAAUGGUGAAGUAUACGACUUGCAGUGUUAAAGCUUAAAGCUUAUUUUGUGUAAAUGGCAGCUGGUAUUAUGUAUGCAAGAGAGAAUACUGUUUCCAUAAAAGCUCUUAUAACACA